AUGUUGCUGCUACACACUCGACACAGUGGGACGCUUGUGUGCUUGGCCCUCAUGACGGAGGAUGUGAUGGUCUCGGCGUGUUAUGCUGCGACCAAUUUAGUGGGCUUGAUCAAGACCAUCAACUUCGUCAUGAUGACUUCCUCCAACAUGCUGGCCGCCACCAACCUCGGGAUCUGCAUCAACCUCGCCCUCAUCGUUUCGUCUCACCGGACCAUGACUCGUGUGAAAACGGUCAGCUCGCCCAGGGUUCUUUUCAUAAUGCUGCUAGUCUCCGCGUCUCUCGCGGCCGCUACGGUGCCCCUGUGGGAGACGACAGUCGUCCUUGGAACCCACUUCUGGUUCACCAACUCGGACCCGGUCAAAAACGACUUCAUCAUCAUGUCCAUCUACAUCAUCGAGUUUCUCGUCGGGAUCUGCAUGUUGGUGAUCGUGUUCUGGCUGGCGAUGUUCAGGAUGACGGAGAUCAAGGAGUGCUGGAGGUUUCACUCCCGAAUCCGCUACUACUUCUGCCUGACUCUGUUUGGCACUGCAGUCAACCUUGGGCUAGGAAUCUGCGGCGCGGCUUAUGUUUUUGGCGAUCGAAAGGAGCCGCUCCCACAGAUUUGGUCCUGGCUCUUCAGGUACAUUCACAUCUCGUUCGACACGCUUGUCCUGUACGGCGCGCUCCGUGAGGGAAGCAUCGAUGAGCGUGCCGAAGCAGACCGUUCGUCUCAAGACGGCCACGGCCACAACGCGUCUGGGCUCGCAAGGAAUGGUGAAUUGUCCUCCAAGCCCGGGCGUAGCGGCCGUUAUGAGCAAGCCCACCGCAAGAACAAACUCGCCACUAGCCAAGAUCGGUUCGUCUAGCAUGUUUGGUGUACACUACGUACCGGAUCGACCGUACGCUUCCCUCCUUCAAGCCACCCGCGAAACGCCGUGCGGGCUGGCUGGGAGAAGCAGUCAGUGACCACUACUGCUGCUGCUGUUUUCGGAGUUUUAUGGUGUUUCGCUGGCAGGAAUCCCAUGGACAUUCAUUUACCUACGAGAAGUCAGCACGCACGCCCGUUUUUUUCACCGUCUUGUCCUGUGUUUGACACCUGACGUUAUUGUCUCGCGUCUUCUCAUGCUACGUCGAAAAUCGCGGCGGAGGUGACAGCAUUACCAAGUCAUUGCACGUGAGUGAUAUUGACCCAGGCGUAUUGUUCGUGCGCAAAAAGCGUCUCUCCACGUUGACUCAAUACCGGUGAUGCAGUUAAUUGGUUUCCAGGUGAUCAGCAUGGGGGUGAGUCGAAUAUCCUGGUCAAGAUCCACACAGUAGCCGAGAGCAUCAACCAGGGUGGCCUAAAACUUGUUACUUGCUAGAUGAUGCGGGCCGUGGGGGUUGACCGCGUGUUGUGAACAAGUGGUCUGUGGUAUUUAAUAUCGCUACCCUUGUUAGUUCUAUAUUGAUGGCAAUCGGUUGUCGUAGUUCUUGUUACUUGAGAGUAGGAGCCAAGGAGACCUUUGCUUCCAUUGUGACGUGCUUGCCUGAAUUUGGAAGCGCACCGUGCUGUUGUUAUGUGGAUCGAACGUGCUUGUUGCGACAAAGGGAGGGACUCGAGGGUCACCUGGUACCAAUAUCCGAGUGCCUACUUGCAUACAAACACGACUAUGUAGCAGCACUAGCUUCUAUUUGCACAGAGUUUCACACCGUCGGUCUGUUCAGUGUGAUAUUAUUCUUGUUUGUGUUGCACCUCUUUUGUGCACAUGAAGUAGGAAUGCCGCAGCCGUAAGGGCAGCAGCAGACGUAGCAGUAGCAGCAGCAGCAGCAGCAGUGUUCCAGAAGCUGUUGUUGCGUAUACCGGUACGAUUUGACGUGCCUGAAUUUGUGUACAGAUCUAGGAAGCCCUCUGUGUAAUGUUUUCGUCUCCAGUCAACGGAGGGUGCUUGAGGUACUAUUGAUAUAAUAAUACCUCCAUCAGCACAUCAUCUUGUUGCAUUGAUAUAUGAAAAAUGCAUUUGUAGACAACAUAGGACAUUGAAGGGCCCCGACGGCCCUAGUGGGCGGCGGGGCCGGAAUCGCGAACCGAAGGUGGGUAGGGGAGUGAAGAGAACGUGGAAGGAAAACAUGGACAUCAUUGAUUGCAGCAUGGUGACAAGUGUGUACUUCGAAGUAUCAGUCAAUGGAGGAGGUAAAAGGGUAGAGAGGGCAAAAUGAGAUGCUAUUUGGAUCUAGAGAUGCCCAGACAUGAGCGAGUGUGUGGGCAGCGGUUGAUGGGACCGGCCACAAUGUCGUAUUCAAACUUUUCAUUGAUGUGUUGUGUGUGUUGAACAUUUGUUCAUUGGGUAUGCCUGCAUCACCGAUGUAGACUACAAUGUAUGUACGGAGCAAGGGCGCACAAGUUUUUUUUCCUGCACCCCCUCCUCGGGUACGUUUUUUUUUCGUGGUACAUUUUUGUCAAGCUUUUUGUUGACUUUCUCCCUCUCCGUUGCGUGUGCUUGCCGUGUGUGCUGGUUUACGGCACGCAUUGAAGCGCCAAGAAGGUAUUGUACCAGGCUUCUGAAGUAGUUGUUCGAGAUUGUUCAUGGUGUGUUCAUCCGGCGCCGGAAUAUUGCUACUUCGCCAGUGAUAGCUAUGAUGGGCUAGGGGCACUUCUGGUUGGUUUUCAAGUCUUGAAGUACAAAGUCAAAGUGCUUGGGAACAACCCCACAAGCUGAAUUAACCCAGAACUUCUCGAUGCUUCUGCGACAAGUCCGCGACACUUUGGCCUUGGGCGAAUAUGGCGAAAUAACACAAGCAAAUGACACACCAGAACCAUACACGACACAUAAUAUUAACCAUGCGUGAAACGCCAUCAAUCCAACCAUAUUACUCAAGCCGGCAACAUUCCGGAGA
This is a messenger RNA of Ectocarpus sp. CCAP 1310/34, 2854 nucleotides long. NCBI's taxonomy places the organism in Eukaryota, Phaeophyceae, Ectocarpales, Ectocarpaceae. The record is from the annotation of a GenBank genome assembly.